CACCGGACUGGGGCUAGAUUUAGGGUUUUGUGGGGACUAGGGCUUUUCAGCCGCCAGGGAGGAGGAGGAGCAGCGCCAUGGGUAUCGACAUCGAAGCCGGCGGGCGCAACAAGAAGACCAAGCGGACAGCCCCCAAGAGUGACAAUGUCUACCUCAAGCUGCUCGUCAAGCUCUACCGGUUCUUGGUCAGAAGGACCAACAGCAAAUUCAACGCUGUGAUCCUCAAGCGGCUCUUCAUGAGCAAAACCAACCAGCCGCCAGUGUCCCUCUCCCGCCUCUCCGCUAGCAUGGAAAAGAAGUCGGGAAAGAUCGCUGUCCUCGUUGGAACGGUCACCGACGAUCCUAGACUCGCGGCGGUUCCCGCAAUGACAGUGGUGGCUCUGCGCUUCACCCGGACUGCCCGCGCCAGGAUCACCAACGCCGGAGGGAAAUGCCUCACCUUUGACGAGCUCGCGCUCCUGGCACCCACUGGAUGCAACACGGUACUUUUGAGGGGUCGCAAGUCCGCUCGGGAGGCCGUGAAGCACUUUGGGCCGGCUCCUGGUGUGCCACACAGCCACACCAAGCCGUACGUGCGCUCCAAGGGGCGCAAGUUUGAGAAGGCUCGCGGGCGACGUAACAGCCGAGGAUUCAGAGUCUAGGCUACUGCUCCUGUAUUUCUCUAAAGCCGUCUUUUUUGUGAUGUUGAGCUUCAGAAAACUAUAUGAGUCUUCCAACCUCAGUGCUCUUGGUUCAAACAUUGUAGUUUUCGUUAAAUUUGAUCUCCUUUUCAUGUGAA
Selaginella moellendorffii is the source of this 778-nucleotide messenger RNA. Its product is annotated as 60S ribosomal protein L18-2. Gene Ontology annotation, biological process: translation. Bases 78 to 641 code for a protein of 187 amino acids. Gene Ontology annotation, cellular component: ribosome; cytosolic large ribosomal subunit. The transcript is spliced from 5 exons. The record is from RefSeq and is a predicted model, not a curated record. Gene Ontology annotation, molecular function: RNA binding; structural constituent of ribosome. Lineage: Eukaryota; Viridiplantae; Streptophyta; Lycopodiopsida; Selaginellales; Selaginellaceae.